Messenger RNA from Ipomoea triloba (trilobed morning glory), 5553 nucleotides. RefSeq names its product brefeldin A-inhibited guanine nucleotide-exchange protein 2-like. The record is from RefSeq and is a predicted model, not a curated record. The transcript is spliced from 12 exons. Bases 91 to 5412 code for a protein of 1773 amino acids. Lineage: Eukaryota; Viridiplantae; Streptophyta; Magnoliopsida; Solanales; Convolvulaceae. Gene Ontology annotation, cellular component: trans-Golgi network. Gene Ontology annotation, molecular function: guanyl-nucleotide exchange factor activity. Gene Ontology annotation, biological process: regulation of ARF protein signal transduction.
CCCACAUUAUGGAGAUUCGUCAGCCAUUGUAGCUUUGCUAUUAUUACAAUAAUAAUAAUAUAAUAUUGUGUUGUGUAACUGAAUUUGGGAAUGGCUUCUUCUUCUACGGAAGCCGAUUCCCGCCUGAACCAAAUCCUAGUCCCAGCCCUCGAGAAGAUCAUCAAGAACGGCUCAUGGCUGAAGCACUCUAAGCUCGCGCAUGAGUGCAAAUCCGUUAUCGAACGCUUCUCAUCGCCUAUCAAAGCCCCAAGCACUCCUGCUUCAGCUCCCACUUCCCCUUGUAGCCAAUGGGACGCCUCCCUCCCUGGCGUCCUCGCCGACUUCUCCCUCGCUAAUUCCGAGCUCUUCCUCAGCCCUCUCAUCACCGCUUUGGCCUCCGGCAACCUUCACAUAGCCGAGCCUGCUCUCGACGCACUCCAGAAGCUCAUUACCCAUGGCUACCUACGGGGCGAGGCUGACCCGACUGGCAGCCCCGGCGCUAGGCUUUUAGCGAAGCUCAUCGAGGCUGUCAGCAAAUGCCUUGAACUUGGCGACGAUCACGUCGAAUUGCUUGUUAUUAAGACCGCUUUAUCCUCUGUCACAUCACUAUCGCUGCGAAUCCAGGGAGAUUCUCUCCUACAGGUUGUGAGGACUUGCUACGAUUUAUGCUUGGCGAGUAAAAAUGUGAUGAAUCAGGCUACUGCCAAGGCAUCGUUGAUCCAAAUUCUGGUGAUUGUGUUCCAGAGGAUGGAGGCGGACUCUACUACCAUCCCGCUCCGGCCUAUUGCAGUGGCGGAAUUGAUGGAGCCAGCAGAGAAGGGUGAUGGAGAUGGGACUAUGACAAUGUUUGUCCAGGGUUUUAUAACUAAAAUUAUGUCAGAUGUGGAUGGGAUGUUGAUCACCUCUCCUCUGAGUACAAACGCAGAUGGUGUUGCUUACAGUAUGGCGUUUGAUGCUACCGCUUCCAGUGUGGAGAUGGCUAAUAACCCUGCUGAUGUACUGGAUUCAACAGACAAGGAUAUGCUGGAUGUGAAGUACUGGGAGAUCAACAUGUUCAAGACGGCUCUGGAGGGCAGGAAAGAGGAGUUGAUGGAUGGUGAUGGGGAGAGGGAUGAUGAUUUGGAAGUUAAAAUUGGGAAUCAGCUGAGACGGGACGCUUUCUUGGUUUUCAGAGCAUUAUGUAAGCUGUCCAUGAAGACACAGUUGAUGAAGGGGAAGAUUGUGGCUCUGGAGUUGCUCAAGAUACUGUUGGAGAAUGCAGGAACAGUUUUCAGGACAAGUGAAAGAUUUUUAGGUGCCAUUAAGCAAUAUUUGUGUUUGUCACUACUGAAAAACAGUUCUUCAAGCCUUAUAACUCUUUUCCGGCUCUUGUGCUCAAUUUUCAUUAGUCUGGUUUCAAGAUUUAGAGCUGGAUUGAAGGCAGAAAUUGGAGUGUUUUUUCCCAUGAUUGUCCUCAGAGUACUGGAAAAUGUUUCUCAACCAAAUUUUCAGCAGAAAAUGAUAGUACUUAUGUUCCUUGAGAAGCUUUGUGUAGACUCCCAAAUAUUUGUAGAUAUAUUCCUUAACUAUGAUUGUGAUGUCCAGUCUUCAAACAUAUUUGAGAGGAUGGUAAAUGGGCUUCUUAAAACUGCUCAAGGUGCCCCACCAGGUACGGUGAUGACACUCUUACCCCUACAAGAAGCAACCAUGAAGCUGGAAGCUAUUAAAUGCUUAGUGGCCAUCUUAAAAUCUAUGGGAGACUGGAUGAACAAACAACUAAGAAUUCCAGAUCCUCAUUCUGCAAAGAAAUAUGAGACAUCUGAAAUUGAUUUUGAACCAUUAAGUCCUUUUGGAAAUAAUGCUUAUGUAAAUAAUGGAGAUAGGAGUGAUGCUGUUAAAACAUCAGAUUCUCAUUCUGAAGCCUUCAUUGAAGUUUCUGAUGCUUCAACAAUUGAGCAGUAUCAUUCUUACAAGCUUGAACUUCAGGAAGGUAUAUCUCUUUUUAAUUGCGAACCAAAGGAAGGCAUCAAUUUCCUGAUAAAUGAAAAUAAAUUGGGAAACUCAGUGGAGGAGAUAGCCUCUUUCCUUAAAAAUACCUUGGGUUUGAAUAAGACUUCAAUUGGUGAUUAUCUAGGGGAAAAAGAGGACUUAUCACUAAAAGUAAUGCAUGCAUAUGUGGAUUCCUUUGACUUCCAUAGUGUGGAGUUUGAUGAGGCAAUCAGGGCCUUUCUACAUGGGUUCAGAUUGCCAUGUGAGGCGCAAAAGAUAGAUCGUAUAAUGGAAAAGUUUGCUGAACGUUAUUGUAAAUGUAAUCCAAAGGCCUUUUCAAGUACGGAUACUGCAUAUGUCCUUGCUUACUCUGUCAUAAUGCUUAAUGCUGAUGCUCAUAGUCCCAUGGUCAAGAGCAAGAUGUCAGCUGAUGAUUUUAUAAGGAACAAUCAUGGGAUUGAUGAUGGCAAAGAUUUGCCAGAGGAGUACUUGAGAUCUUUAUUUGAGCGAAUAUCAAGAAAUGAGAUCAAAAUGGAGGAUGAAGAUAGUUUGGCUGUUCAACGUAGGCGGUCUGUGGACUCUAACAAAAUUUUAGGCUUAAAUAGCAUCCUGGAUAUUGUGGCCCACAAGCGAGUGGAAGAAAAUAUAGAGACCAGUGAUGAUCUCAUUAAGCACAUUCAGGAACAAUUUAAAGAAAAUGCUCCAAAAUCCGAGUCAGUUUUUUAUCAGGCAACAGAUGUGGUGAUCCUAAGGUUCAUGAUUGAGUCAUGCUGGGCUCCAAUGUUGGCUGCUUUCAGUGUUCCUCUUGACCAAAGUGAUGAGGAAGUUGUAAUAGCUCAGUGUUUGAAAGGCUUUCGUUAUGCUAUUCACAUCAUUGCAGCUAUGUCCAUGAAAAUGCAUAGAGAUGCUUUUGUGAUAUCUGUUGCAAAGUUCACUUCCCUUCACUCACCUGCAGAUAUCAAACAAAAAAAUAUUGAUGCCAUAAAGGCAAUAGUGACAAUUGCAGAUGAGGACGGAAAUUACUUAGAGGAUGCAUGGGAACAUAUAUUCACAUGUGCUUCUCGGUUUGAGCAUUUGCAUCUCAUAUGGGAGGGUGCUCCUCCAGAUGCCAUAUUCUUUGCACUUCCUCAGAAUGAUCUUGACCAUUCGAAACAAGCCAAAUCAAAUAGUCUGAAAAAGAAAGGACCUGGGAAAAUAAAAAAUGCAGCUUCUUCUAUGAGAAGGGGUUGUUAUGAUAGUGCUGGUGUCAGUGGCAGUGCUGUUGCUGAGAUUACCUCUGAACAGAUGAAUAAAUUGGUCUCUAACUUGAACAUGUUUGAACAAGUUGGUGAAAUGAGCCACAUAUUCAUUAGGAGCCAAAAGUUGAACAGUGAGGCAAUAGUUGACUUUGUCAAGGCUUUGUGUAAGGUGUCUAUGGAUGAAUUGCGACCUACAUCAAAUCCUAGGAUUUUCAGCCUCGCGAAGAUGGUUGAGAUUGCGCACUACAACAUGGAUAGGGUCAGGCUUGUUUGGUCAAAAAUCUGGAAUGUACUUUCUGAUUUCUUUGUGGACAUUGGCUGUUCUGAAAACCUUUCAAUUGCCAUAUUUGCAAUGGACUCUUUACGCCAGUUGUCAAUGAAAUUCCUGGAGCUGGGGGAACUGACUAAUUAUAAUUUUCAGAAUGAAUUUAUGAAACCCUUUGUGAUUGUUAUGCAAAAGAGCAGUGCUAUUGAAAUCAGAGAGUUAAUAAUCAGAUGUGUGUCUCAGAUGGUUUUGUCUCGAGUUAAUUAUGUGAAGUCAGGAUGGAAAAGCAUGUUCAUGGUUUUUACUACAGCUGCUUAUGAUGGCCACAAAAGCAUUGUGCUUCUAGCCUUUGAAAUAAUGGAAAAGAUUGUUCGAGAUUGUUUUCCAUAUAUUACUGAGACUGAGAGGGCUUUCACAGUUUGUGUUAAUUGUCUUGUUGCAUUCACAAGUAGUAGACCCAAUCAAAACAUUAAUCUUAAUGCCUUUGCUUUAUUACGUUUCUGUGUGGAUAAACUUGCUAAAGGAGAUCUCGACUCUUCAAAGAACAAGGACAAAGAAACUUCAGGAAGUAUCUCUAAACUGCAGAAGGGAAAUGAUAAAACAAAUGAAAAUGGGGAGUUAGCAAACAAGGAGGAUCAUUGUUAUUUAUGGUUUCCAUUGUUGGCUGGAUUGUCUGAAUUAAGCCUUGACCCAAGUCCUGAAAUCAGGAAGAACGCUCUAGAAGUGCUCUUUGAUUCUUUACGCAACUAUGGUCAUCAUUUCUCUUUACCACUGUGGGAAAGGAUCUUCGAAUCUGUCUUAUUUCCGAUCUUUAACUACGUUCAACUUACUAUUAAUCCUUCUGGUGAAAACUCACUGGAGCAAGAAUUAGAUGGUGAUGAAGGCAAACAUGAUCAAGAUGUGUGGCUUUAUGAUAUGUGCACACUGACUUUCGAAGUGAUUGUGGAUCUUUUUGUUAAGUUUUAUGACACCAUAAAUCCACUCAUGUGGAAGGUGCUGACGAUAUUGGUGAGUUUUAUUAAGCAUCCUCACCAGGGCCUUGCUGGUAUCGGCAUUACUUCUGUUGUUCGUCUGAUCAGCAGUGCUGGGAAUCUAUUCUCUGAAGACAAGUGGUUUGAAGUAGUUUCAUUUCUUAAAGAAGCUGCUCAUGCUACACUUCCUGAUUUCUCUUUUAUUCUAAUUGAAAAUAAUAAGUUUUGGACAGAGGAGGAAAUUCUGAGCAGGAACACAGGAGAAUCAGCUGCAACAGAUACACCUGAUGAUGAUAAACGACACCUGAGGCUUCAUCAUCUAUACACUUCUAUUUCGGAUGUCAAGUGUAGGGCUGCUGUUCAAUUUUUAAUAGUUCAGGCAGUAGUGGAGAUUUAUAACAUACAUAGACAGCAGCUUUCCGCAAAAAAUGUUGUUGUCCUCUUUGAUGCUGUGCAUACUGUGGCAUUUCAUGCUCACGAGAUAAACAGUGAUGCCAUAUUGCGGUCAAAGCUGCAUGAACUUGGCUCCAUGACCCAGAUGCAGGACCCUCCAUUAUUGCGCCUUGAAAACGAGUCUUAUCAAAGUUGUCUCACAGUUUUAAAGAAUCAUGCAAUUGACAGACCUCCCAGUUCUGAAGAGUCUGAAAUAGAGGCCUACUUUGUCAACCUAUGCCAGGAGGUCCUGCAGUUUUAUAUUGAAGUUGCAUGCUCUGGACCACUAUUUGAGUCAUCUGUUCGUGCACGGACUUGUUGGUUGGUUCCCUUAGGUUCUGGUAAACGGAGGGAGUUGGCUGCACGGGCACCUCUCGUUGUUUCAGCUUUGCAGGCUAUUUGUAGUUUAGGAGAAUCAUCGUUUAGAAAAAACUUGUCUUGCUUCUUCCCAUUACUCACAAGCUUGGUAAGUUGUGAGCAUGGAUCAAAUGAGGUUCAACUAGCCCUUAGUGAUAUGUUCAGCUCAUCGGUGGGCCCAGUUCUACUUACAUCACAUUGAGAGUGGCUUGAUCUGACAUCCGCGAUUUUUAGAUGUGGGCUGUUGGCCUAUAAGGCAUCAUUUAUACCUCUGGAGAUCAAGCUAGGCUGCUCUGCUGGUGUGAUUGGGGGACCUCCUGUCCUUUGAAAUGCUAACAUUCAC